Molecule: messenger RNA, 2109 nt
Organism: Durotheca rogersii
Lineage: Eukaryota; Fungi; Ascomycota; Sordariomycetes; Xylariales; Xylariaceae
Exons: 6
Coding region: 302-2008 (568 amino acids)
Source: RefSeq, a predicted model, not a curated record
ACAGGGCCCCCCAAAUUUUCUGAUAUGUUUGUUUUGCAACAUCAGCAAGACAGACGACACGAGAUAUUACAGCAAACCAAGACAUCACAAACUGUGCCGUUUGUCGGGGAGCAGGGCAUUGGCAGAGCCAUAUCACACCAUCACAGCCUGCAUUGCAACGCUCCCGGCCAAUCUCGUUUCCGACCCAUGCUUAACCUUGCCGCCUAACAGUGCUCCAAUGUCCCGAUAUAUAUAGCUCUUGCCCGACCAACUCUACGUCCCAUACGCAUCUUCUCUAUUAUCUUGCAGGAUCGAAAUAGCAAUGGCCUCAGUCGACUCAUCGCGCGAGCUCGUGUGCGCAAAUAACGCCGUGGACAACCCGGAAUGCACCCGGGUCGGGAAGUUCUCGUGCACGUAUUGCCUCUUAGUGCUAUACUGCGGUCCAGCCUGUCAGAAAAGUCAUUGGAAGAGGCACAGAGCGGAGUGCCGCGAUAACCCGCUAUUGAAGGCAAACUGGAGGCCGCAAUGGGAAGCGCAGAAGGAUUAUGUGCCAAGGUUCAUAGGAGGAGAGCAUGUCCAACCCUUUAACCACCGUAUGAAGUUUCUGUGGGGAAACAUGCCGGCGUUCGACUUGCUGAAGCUUGCGUCAAACGAAGGUGUUGAGUAUAACAAGAAGCUGGAUCUCCUAUUCGCAGCUUCUGGAGAUAUCCGAAAUGUUGCUCUAUCCGUGGUUUCCAUCCCAGAUAGUUUCAAAAGCCCUGUUCAUAUUUGCAUGAACGAUAGGGAUAUGGACGUCGUCGGUAGAAACGUCAUCAUGCUCCUCCUAGCACUGACGGAGGAUGACGCCGCCGUGGCAGCUGACAAUAUCCUUCAUCUGUGGUACUCGUCAUUUAUCACCCAGCCCCUCCACGACACGCUCAGGGGAAAGAUCCUCCCGCUAGUACAAGCUGUCUGCGCAAAGAUAAACAACCGGGAUUCCGAAGCCCCGCUUGGAAAAACCUGGACUUUCGGCAGAUUAUCAUUGCGGCUCGUAUUGCUCAAGAAGAGCUGGUUCGAGCUGCGGGCAAGCCUAGAAGUCCCCGCUGGCCUCACGCUCGAGGGGGCGCAGAAGAUUCGCCAGAGCGUCACGAUCGCCCCCGAGAGGGUAGACUAUAGAGAACGCGUUUACUUUGGCCUGUCACCUGGUCACCGCUCCGGGGCUCAGAAGUUCCGAGAGAGCGGAGUUCUGCUCUCAUUCGGUGCGCCGCGAGAUCUAUACACGAUACCUAACCCGACCAUUUUCCGAGAUACGACGAUUUGGCCGAUGAAGGACGACGCUGAUCCGAUCAGCGGUUGGGAUAUAGCGGAGGUGAUGAAAGUCCGAUACGGCCCAGCAACUAACGAUAUCUACGGAAAGAUAUGUUCCUUCAUUAGAGACGUUCUUCUCCGUUUCCAUCAGCGGUUGAAGAAUCUGGACCUCUCAUUUGAACUAUUUAACGUCGAUGCCAGGGAUCUAUCUAACUAUACAGGGUCACGCUUAUUCGAUCGUAUAGAGGUGUCGAAUAUAUCCGACAAGGGUUACCUGGGGACAGCCCAAACCCUCUAUUACAUUGGGCGUCUCCUCAAGCAUCCCUCGGAAAAUCCCCACGCCACUCUCGUCACCCUCUUCCUCAACGCGGUGGACGAGAUCUUCGACGAUGACGAGAAGCGUAAGGUUCUCGUGUCGGAGAUGCGCGAGGUGUGCAAGUACAUUACACCGUCGACGCCGAGGGCGAAGUACGACGCCAAUCUAAUAUUGUGCGACUUUGCAUUGCCGCAAAUCCGCGACGUCGACAAGUACUUCGACAGAUACAUGAAGACCAGUAAUUUCGACUCCAUUUGUCAACUUUCCGGCAUGAGUUUCAAGAAGAAACACACUAUCAUUGAUCCCUGGCCGUUGAGGUUGAAGAAGAAGCAUUACCAGAAAGGCGCCAAGGAAGACUUUUUCAAUCUCCUUGCGUCAACCCAUUCAGGUUGCGAAAGGUAUAUGGAGUGGACGUUCAACGUGUAAUUGCUUAUACAUUAUGAAACCCAUGCAGGAUAAGGGCCGGGGGAGAGGACGGUGCACUCGUUCUUGAUGCGUGAGUAUGUAAAAAAGGAGUGAACCAACCU